This is a messenger RNA of Arvicola amphibius (Eurasian water vole), 2659 nucleotides long. It is a transcript of the gene Poll, whose product is annotated as DNA polymerase lambda. Gene Ontology annotation, molecular function: DNA binding; DNA-directed DNA polymerase activity. Gene Ontology annotation, biological process: double-strand break repair via nonhomologous end joining. NCBI's taxonomy places the organism in Eukaryota, Metazoa, Chordata, Mammalia, Rodentia, Cricetidae. The record is from RefSeq and is a predicted model, not a curated record. Bases 107 to 1633 code for a protein of 508 amino acids. Gene Ontology annotation, cellular component: nucleus. The transcript is spliced from 10 exons.
GAAGGUAUUCUGGGAAUUUACUUUUCAAUUCCCCCUGCCCCCCCAGCCCGAUACCCCAUCCGUUUUCAUUGACUCCCAUGAAAAGCAAGGAUCCAGCCAUACUUCAAUGGACCCCCAGGGGAUCUUGAAGGCAUUUCCCAAGCGAAAGAAAAUUCGUGCAGAUCCAUCAUCAAAAGCACUGGCAAAGGUUCCCAGAAGGGAGGCGGGAGAAGCUGGAGAUUGGCUGAGCUCCCUGAGGGCUCACAUUAUGCCCACUGGCAUUGGACGAGCCCGGGCCGAGCUCUUCGAGAAGCAGAUUAUCCAUCACGGUGGCCAGACAUGCUCUGCCCAGGCCCCAGGAGUUACUCACAUCGUGGUGGAUGAAAACAUGGACUGUGAGCGGGCUCUUCGGCUCCUCAGACUACCCCAGCUACCCCCCAGUGCUCAGCUGGUGAAGUCAUCCUGGCUAAGCUUGUGCCUGCAGGAGGGAAGGGUGCUGGACACAGCUGGAUUCAGUCUCUCCAUCCCCAGGAGUUCCUCCAACCAACCACAGCCCGGCAAAACAGACCAAGGCUCUUCUGCCCCUGGUACCCAGGAGGCUGUAUCCAGGACGACCCUCUCUCUUCCCCCUCCCCACACCGGAUCUGCAUCUUCUCCCAAAAAGACAGAGAAGGCACCAAGAACCCCAGCCCAGCUCAGCUCAGAUGACGAAACCGGUGAUGAGGAAGAACCCUGGGUUAGCUCAGCAGAUCUGGAAGCCUUGAUCAGUGGGCGCUAUCCCACUCCCCCUGAAGAAGAUGGUGGGCCCGACCCAGCCCCAGCAGCCCUGGAGAAGUGGGUCUGUGCACAGCCCUCGAGCCAGAAGGCCACUAAUUACAACCUGCACAUCACAGAGAAGCUAGAAGUACUGGCUAAAGCCUACAGUGUCCAGGGAGACAAGUGGAGGGCCCUGGGCUAUGCCAGGGCCAUCAAUGCCCUCAAGAGCUUCCACAAGCCUGUCAGCUCCUACCAGGAGGCCUGCAGCAUCCCUGGAAUUGGGAAGCGGAUGGCUGAGAAGAUCAAGGAGAUCCUGGAGAGCGGGCAUCUGCGGAAGCUAGACCACAUCAGUGACAGUGUGCCUGUCUUGGAGCUCUUCUCCAACAUCUGGGGAGCUGGAACUAAGACUGCCCAGAUGUGGUACCAUCAGGGUUUCCGGACUCUAGAAGACAUCCGAAGCCUGGACUCCCUGACUGCUCAGCAGGUCGUCGGCUUGAAGCACUACGAUGACUUCCUGGAGCGCAUGCCCAGGGAGGAGGCUGCGGAAAUUGAACAGACAGUCCGGACAUCAGCCCAGGCCUUCAAUCCUGGGCUGCUGUGUGUGGCCUGUGGCUCUUACCGAAGGGGGAAGAUGACCUGCGGGGAUGUGGAUGUGCUCAUCACUCACCCAGAUGGUCGGUCCCACCAGGGCAUCUUCAGCUGCCUCCUUGACAGCCUUCGGCAGCAAGGGUUCCUCACAGAUGACCUGGUGAGCCAGGAGGAGAAUGGCCAGCAGCAGAAGUACUUGGGUGUGUGCCGGCUUCCAGGGCCCGGGCAGCGGCACCGGCGACUGGACAUCAUCAUCGUGCCCUACAGAGAGCUGCCUCUGAGCGGUAGCAGGACAGUGGAAGAGACCUGAAACAUGAGCAGGACCUCUGAGAGGCUGAGGAGCAGUGCCCACUGAUGCCCGCUGAUGCCCACUGAUGCCCGCUGAUGCCCGCUGAUGCUCAGCAGGAGACGGACAGCAGCCCUGCCACCGCCAGGAAGCGAAUCCUGCCAGCCACAAGGAUGAGCAUGCAAGGACCUUUUCUUUAGAGCCUACAGGGAUCCCAGGCUAUCCAGGGCCUUCAUUCAGUCUGUGGGACGCUAGGCAGCAAGCUCAGCUGACCAUGCCCUGCACCCAUGGUUGCUCUUUGAAGGGCCUGAGGAGGUGAAAGUGCAUUGCAGCAGUAGGGAGUAGAUGCAUAAAGUCUGGGCAGGGGUCUUAGGACGCUCCUGCUGUGGGCUGGAGUUGAAGCUGGGGUGGGGGUCUAGGGACUCUAUUAAUACCACUCCCCGCUCCCCAGAUUUCCCAAGGCAAUAACUGCUCCCAGUUUCCAGACUCCGCAGCCUCCUCUGAUGCUUUUCAUGUGAACAAAUCCUUGCAGACAGUUUAGUUUGUGACCUGUGCAUGGGAACCCGGGCUGUGACUCACUGUGAGUGUAGCCAAGCUCACAACUGCACCGUGAGCUCCUGCAGAAACUUCCAGCAACAGAGUGGCUUGGGUGGUGCCUUUCUUUCCAAAAUGGCGUUUCAGACAUUUAUUCAUGGGACCUGGGUGGAUCCUGGGAAAAGAGACUAUUGAGACCCACACUACAUGUUAGAAGGCUGGAAGGACCAGUGAUAGCGUGCAAGUUAUGGAAGGAGACUUGGGGAAGGGCCCUGAGUUACCUACGCCACAUAUCUGGUUUAUUAGAGUGGUUUUGCCAAGACCUACAUGUGAAUAUGUAGUCUCCAGGUAGAUUUGUGUCUCCAUUUUAGAGAUGAAACCUGAGUCCCAGACAGAAAGAUGGUUCAAGGGUCAAGACCAUGUACUGAUCUUUCAGGUCCCUGGGCCUGAGUUCAAUUCCCAGCACCCACACUGGGCAGCUCACAACCACCUGGAUAUCUCUCUCUCUCUCUCUCU